GGGGCGCUGAGGCAGAGAACCGGCAGGCCCCGACGCCUCAGGGCAGCGCCAGGCCUACAGCGCUGCGGGAGGCGGCGGGAGCAACAUGGCCGCCCGCCUCAGCCCAACCGUCCCCAGCGGUUACCGCCCCGCCCGGAAGUAGGAAGGAGCCGCGCGCGGCACGCGGCCACCCGCCCGCCCCAGCAUGCACCGCGAGCGCGAUCACGCGCGCCGCCUGCGCCAAGCCGUCCGGGCGCCCAGGCUGGGUCGGGGUGAAAUGGCAGCCUCUUCCUCAUCCUCUUCAGCCGGUGGAGUCAGUGGCAGCUCUGUAACGGGAUCGGGGUUCAGUGUUUCGGAUCUGGCACCACCCCGAAAAGCCCUCUUCACUUACCCAAAAGGAGCCGGGGAGACGCUAGAAGAUGGCUCUGAAAGAUUCCUCUGUGAAUCUGUCUUCAGCUAUCAGGUUGCAUCUACAUUAAAGCAAGUGAAACACGAUCAACAAGUCGCACGGAUGGAAAAACUAGCCGGUCUAGUGGAAGAGCUGGAGGCAGAUGAGUGGAGGUACAAGCCAAUAGAACAGCUCCUGGGAUUCACUCCCUCCUCAGGCUGAGCAUGUCUGCAUCACUGCUGUCAGGGAACAGAAGAAAAACAUUCUCUGGCCUGGCUUCAAAACACACCCCAAUUUAUCAGGAUGCUGACAGCUGCAUCGGCAGGACCAGGCUUUUUGUGUUGUUUUUUUUUAAGUUGAGAGUGGGGAUCCCCCAUAAAGCUGCCAAUAAAUGGAAAUGAUGGGAUUCUUAAGUCCUCUGCAGUGUUACAGGCUGGCAGGGCUCAGUUUCUGUAACUUAGAAGGUAGGAUCGAUUUUACAGAACUGGAAGAAUCACCUUAUUGUUUACAGAGGAGAGAAGACACACACAGUGUGGUGGCAGCGAAAGCAACCCAGUAACUCGGUCUGGCCUUUCCCCGGUGCAUGGCCAAAGGACUGAGCGAUGGGUAGGCUGGGAAGCCUGCAUCUUCGCUGCUCAAGCCGGGCCUCUAUAGAGCAGAGGUACAACGCCCUGCCGAAACCACUCUUCAGCCCUAGCCGUUGUUUUGGGGGAUGAACAGGAUGAGAACUGUCCCAGGUUGGCUGAGAGGGGACAAGCAGUGACGCUUUCUCCAGAAGUAGCUCACAUAUUGCCGAAGCUGUUUCCUCUUCAUUGUUUUUUCUCUUGUGUCUGCACUACGAGUCCUGGUAGGACACUGCUCUCUAAUGCAGAAGCUGUACCUUUAAUUUUUUUCCCUCUUUAUUAUGUAUUAGAUUGCUCUGAUAAUAAAUUAAUUCUGUCUUUGAAA
Falco peregrinus (peregrine falcon) is the source of this 1315-nucleotide messenger RNA. RefSeq names its product anaphase promoting complex subunit 16 (gene ANAPC16). The transcript is spliced from 4 exons. The record is from RefSeq and is a predicted model, not a curated record. Bases 185 to 589 code for a protein of 134 amino acids. Gene Ontology annotation, biological process: protein ubiquitination. Lineage: Eukaryota; Metazoa; Chordata; Aves; Falconiformes; Falconidae. Gene Ontology annotation, cellular component: anaphase-promoting complex; kinetochore; cytosol.